This is a messenger RNA of Empidonax traillii (willow flycatcher), 665 nucleotides long. It is a transcript of the gene CST7, whose product is annotated as cystatin F. The transcript is spliced from 4 exons. Lineage: Eukaryota; Metazoa; Chordata; Aves; Passeriformes; Tyrannidae. Gene Ontology annotation, molecular function: cysteine-type endopeptidase inhibitor activity. The coding region runs from base 34 to 480 and encodes 148 amino acids. Gene Ontology annotation, cellular component: Golgi apparatus; endoplasmic reticulum; lysosome. Gene Ontology annotation, biological process: negative regulation of microglial cell activation; positive regulation of myelination; immune response. The record is from RefSeq and is a predicted model, not a curated record.
AGGGCAGUCACUCCCCUGGCUGAACUGGUGGAGAUGGCAGUGAACUUCAUCUACAGUUGUAUUGCACUUUGCUGCUUAACACUCUGGAGCUUCAACGGGAUUUCAGGUGAUACACACGUACCACCACCUCAUUCAACCAUGAAACCUGGCUCCCCUAUCCCAGUGAACAUCAACAGCCCUGGCGUUCGCAAGGCAGCUCGCUUUGGGGUUUAUAGAUACAACAACAGUUCCAAUGACCUCUUUCUGUUUAAGGAUUCACAAAUAAACAAAGCCAUGGUACAGAUUGUCAGAGGGCUGAAAUACAUGCUCCAUGUGGAAAUCAAACGCACUGAGUGCGAGAAGAGGGAGCACCCCAGCCUGGACAGCUGUCACUUCCAGAGGAAAAAAAACCUGCAACAGAUGCUGAGAUGCUAUUUUGAGGUCUGGAUAACACCUUGGUUACAGAAAGUACAUGUCCCUGUUGUUCACUGUCACCAGUAGCUUUCUCCAUGAGAGCCUGAUUUACAGGGGAUCUACCACCAUGAGUUUUUCCUUACCUGGACUGUCGACAUCAAUACUGAAGUGGAGAAUGUACAGAACCACCCCAGAGCUUCUCUCUCAAAGUACUUGGUCCUUUUUUCCUUGAGAAAGAUGCUCAAAAGUAACAAAGACCUGCCUUGACUGAA